AUGGCUUGUUGUGAAUCAUGUGGUAGCCAAACUGCCCAAAAGUGUGGUAACUGCAAAAAAGUUUGGUAUUGUAGCAGAAAUUGUCAGAAGGAGGAUUGGAAGGGUCACAAAAAUUAUUGUGGGCCUUUUGAAGUGAAAGAAUGUCCAGGAAAAGGAUUGGGACUGUUCGCGACCCGUGAUCUGGCAAUUGGGGACCUGAUUAUCAGGGAGGAUCCCAUUUUGUAUAUUGAAGGGGGUACAGAUCAAAUUUUACAGAAUCCUGAUGUAUUUAAAGCUGCCUUUGAAAAGUUGGACAAAUCCGAUAAGGAACGAAUUCUGGCACUUAGUGGGGCUCAUUCGAAUAAUCUCGUUAAGAUUUUUGGAGUGCCGCUGUCGAACGGAGGAGAAUGGGAAACUGCACACAGAAUAUUUACUAAUAAUUGUAUAGUAGCUAACAGAUAUCAAGACGCAGCGUUAUUCUACACAAUAAGUAGAAUAAAUCACAGUUGUUCACCGAACGUAGAGUGGAGCUACGUAGAGAACAAUUCUCAAGCGAAGGAAAUUAGGGCUCUAAGAAAAAUCCAGAAAGACGAGGAAAUUUUAGCAGACUAUAUCGCAGAGUCCGGUAAAUUUGCGGUGACCAGGAAAAGAAAGGCACUACUUCAGAUAAAGUUCGGUUUCGCUUGCAUGUGUUCUCUCUGUUCGUCGGAUCACUUUCUAAAUGACAUAUUGAGAGUGAGAUUGCAGAAACUUUCUCAUCAUAUCCGGGCUUCUGAAAACCUAAACAACACUGCUAGAGCUGCUCUUGAAAAGUGCCAAAUACUGGCAUUGGAAAAUUGCAACGAUCUCCGUCACGAGCUGCCAAUGGCUUAUCUUGAUCUGUACGAGAUUCUCCGCGAUAUCAAAAUGUCUGGCCUCAAACUAAGACCUCUUGACGGCAUGGUGCCAAACCAUGAAUUUUACAAACAGAAAUCAUUGGAAAUAAUUGAACAAACUAAACUAGCGCAUAGUAAAGCAGCAUUUACGGGAAGAAUGAGAGAUCUUGCACUGCGCCAUCUUCAAGUAUGACUAACUGGAUCAUGAAGAAUUUGGAACUGCCAUGACUGUCACUGAUACACAAUUCUGAAGUUUAAGAAUUGUUUAGAGAUAAAGGUUCAGAUGCAAUCACUUCGUUCAGAUUGAUAGUUAGAUCAUAGAACAUUUAUAACUAUAAAGUUAUGAUAUGUCCGGUUUUAUGCCACGAGGUAAGAUUUUUAUUAUUGGGUAUUUAACUAGGUUUUAGUCUCACUCAUAACUAUAACAUAUCAUUUCAUUUUGAACAACCAAAUUUAUAAAUUUUCCAUCAUAUCAUGGUUUUCUCCCAAAUCAUGUCGUUUGUAAAUAUUAUUAGUUAUGAACGAUGUAGUGGACCGAGGUUAAACUUAAUGUUUCCGUUUUUGCCACUUGUUGCAUGUCUGGCCACGAAAAGAGAAAUGCAACUUAUAGUUAUAUAAUUGUGUCUGCAAAUAAAUGAAAUGAGUCGCUACUUGCUUGUUUUUUCCAUA
Bolinopsis microptera is the source of this 1523-nucleotide messenger RNA. RefSeq names its product N-lysine methyltransferase SMYD2-like. NCBI's taxonomy places the organism in Eukaryota, Metazoa, Ctenophora, Tentaculata, Lobata, Bolinopsidae. Gene Ontology annotation, molecular function: protein binding. The record is from RefSeq and is a predicted model, not a curated record. The coding region runs from base 1 to 1047 and encodes 348 amino acids. The transcript has 2 exons.